AUGGAGUCCACCUCUGUGCCAUCUAAUGAACAUGCUUCUACAACCAGGUCUAAUGCUAAUUCUUCAUCUGUGAGGGCAAAAUGUGAUCCUGCAUGGGAUCAUGUAAUUGAAGAGUUGAAAGACGGAAAAAGUAGUUAUAGAUGUAUACAUUGUGGGAAAACUUAUAAAGGAGGGGGCAUUAAUCGGAUGAAAAGACAUCUAGCUAGAAUUAAAGGUGAUGUGGCUGCAUGUAUGGGUGUACCUUAUGAUGUUAGGUUUCAAAUGGUUGAGAAUUUGAAGGAAAUUUCAAAAUCUAAAGAACAAACAAAAAAGGAUCAAGAAGCAUCUAAUUAUUCGCCAUUAGAGGAUUCACCAGAAUUUGAAGAUGUCCAAGAAAUUACUCCUAGAGGUAGGGGAACAACACCGAGAGCUCAACCUUCUAUUAAAAGUGUGCUUGCUGGCAAAGAAAAGAAGCGGAGGGUUGAUAUGGUUGUAGCAAGAUGGAUGUAUGAUGCUUGCAUUCCAAUUAAUACUGUGAAUUCUAGUUAUUAUCAACCUAUGUUCAAUGCUGUAGCUUCUUAUGGUCCUGGAUAUAGAGGCCCAAAUUAUCAUGCCCUUCAAGUGCCUUUGUUGAGAGAAGCAAAAAGAGAAGUCCAAUUGAUUGUUGAUUCUCAUCAUUCAUAUUGGGCUAACACUGGUUGUACAAUAAUGGCUGAUGGGUGGACUGAUACUAGGCAUAGAACAUUGAUUAAUUUUCUUGUCUAUUGUCCUAAAGGUAUUAUUUUUAUACGUUCUAUUGAUGCUUCUGACUUGGUUAAGGAUGCUAUUAAUUUAAGUAACUUGUUUGAUGAAAUUGUUAAUUGGGUUGGUCCUGCAAAUAUAGUACAUUUGGUCACUGAUAAUGCUGCAAAUUAUGUAGCUACUGGAAGAAUUUUGCGUGGAAAAUAUAGGAACAUUAGUUGGUCACCUUGUGCAGCACAUUGCCUAAACCUAAUUUUUAAGGAGACUGGGAAGAUGGAUCAUGUAGCUAAACUUGCAAAGCAUGCAUCCAAGAUCACUGUGUUCAUCUAUAACCAUGUGGCUUUGCAAGCUUGGUUGAGGACUAGAAAAAAUUGGACGGAAAUUGUGCGUCCAGGGCCAACUAGGUUUGCUAUUACUUUCAUUGCCUUAGGGAGUCUUAAGGAACAUAAGCAUGACUUACAAGCAUUGGUGACAAGCAAAUUUCAUGUUGAAUCAAGAUAUGCAAAAGAUAAGAAAGUAAAGGCAGUGGUGAAAAUCAUUCUUGAUAAUCAAUUUUGGAAUGAUUGUCAUGUAAUUGUGCAUAAUAUGUCACCAUUGAUUCGUUUAUUACGCAUUGUUGAUUCUGAUGACAAACCAGCUAUGGGUUAUGUAUAUGAUGGCAUGUAUAGAGUAAUUGAUGGAAUUAAAAAAAAAUUCAAGGACAAGAAGAGACUAUGGGAGCCUUAUGUUAAUAUUAUCAAGGAUCAUUGGGAUAAUCAAUUCUAUAGAGAUAUUCAUGCUGCUGCUUAUUGCUUGAAUCCUGCAUUCCAAUAUGACACAUCCACUCUUAAUAAGAAGCUAGAGACACAAUCUGCUGUGAUAGAUGUUAUUGAAUCAAAAGUUUCAGUUGGUCGGUUGAAAGUCAAAAGGAAGAAGUUCAAUUUUGAUCCUAUUGAUUAUGCAAGUAUCGAUAAAACUGAAUUUUGGGUAGUGGAAGAUGAGGAACCUCCAUUUCUUGAUCAUGAGGAGAUAGAAAAUGCAUUAUAUGAAGAGGGAGACUAUCCAAUUGAAGAAGGGUCUUCUAGCCAUGUACAAAGAGAUGUGGACAAUGAAGUGAUUGAGGAUGAUGAUGAUGACAUUAAUUUGGAAUCAUUUGGUGAUGAAGAUGAUGCUCCUCCUGGAUUUAGAGAUAAAAAUCAUCCUAUUCAUGUUGAAGAUGAAGAAGAUGAAGAUGAGGAUGAUGAUAAUGAUGCUAGUGGUGGAGCAUUUGGUUCACAUGAUGAUAUUGAUUUUAAUUUUCUUCAUAACAAAUGA
Molecule: messenger RNA, 2013 nt
Organism: Quercus robur (English oak)
Lineage: Eukaryota; Viridiplantae; Streptophyta; Magnoliopsida; Fagales; Fagaceae
Exons: 4
Coding region: 1-2013 (670 amino acids)
Molecular function (GO): DNA binding
Source: RefSeq, a predicted model, not a curated record